AGGCUCAGCAUUGUGGGCAGUUCCUUAUUGUAACAGGUUUCUUCUUUUCGGCGACGGUUAUUUGUUAUUACAUGCAGUAACAUUGGGUAGCCUUUGAAUGACAUAUAAUAUCAGCAGAUAUAUAUGUAUACAGUCAAAAGAAGGAUGUUUACAGCUAACUCGGAUAUCCCCUUCAGUCGGAAAACCUGGUCAUAAUUAGGAUGUUUUCAGCUGGCGUGUGGAUGGUCAGGGAUAGUUAUGAGCACACAAACCCUCCCCUGUUUCUUCAAUGAAUCUCUCUCCGUCGCUUGUCGUCUUGUUUGUUGUGUAUUUUUGAGGAUGGACAUCUGAGUUCGGGUCUUUCUGGAACUACUGCUGUGUGUGUGCGUGUGUGUGUGUGUGUGUGAAGCGAGAGACCGGUACAGCAAAAGGGACAACGCCGGGGCUUAAGCCAUGGGAGGAAAUAAGAGCAAACCCAGAGAGCUGGGCCAAAACUCCCGGAGUUUGGAUGGCACCGUUAGCAUGAACAGUGGGGGUGGCAGCACUGUGGGGCAUCACCUCAACUCAUGUCAGCAGAACUUCACACCCAACCGGACCCCUGCAGUGGAUGGCUCACGACAUGGUGCCCAAAGCAUCGCUAAUAAUGCUGAUUUCUCCCUGUUUGGAGGAGUGGAGUCCAUGAACAGCCUCACAUCACCUCUUCGAAGCACAUUAACAGCAGGAGGCGUGACUACGUUUGUGGCGUUGUAUGACUAUGAAUCACGCACUGCCUCUGAUCUGUCAUUCAGGAAAGGAGAACGGCUUCAGAUAGUGAACAACACGAGAAAGCUGAACUGCAGGGAAGGAGACUGGUGGCUAGCCUGCUCACUGACCACAGGACAGCGAGGCUACAUCCCCAGCAACUACGUCGCUCCUUCUGACUCCAUCCAAGCCGAAGAGUGGUUCUUUGGUAAAAUUACCCGUAGAGACUCUGAACGCCUGCUGUUGAGUCUUGAGAACAGAAGGGGAACUUUCUUGGUCCGAGAAAGUGAGACCACCAAAGGUGCCUACUGUCUGUCUGUCCUGGACUAUGACAACGUUAAAGGGCUGAACGUGAAGCAUUAUAAAAUCCGGAAGCUGGACAGUGGCGGCUUUUACAUUACCUCUCGCACACAGUUUAAUAACCUUCAGCAGCUGGUCAACCACUAUCGAAAGCAUGCUGAUGGUUUGUGCCACUGCCUGACUGAUGUGUGUCCAGUGCUGAAGCCACCACAGACUCAGGGUUUGGCUCGGGAUGCCUGGGAAAUCCCUCGUGACUCUUUGCGUCUAGACGUGAAACUGGGACAGGGCUGUUUUGGAGAAGUCUGGAUGGGCACGUGGAAUGGGACAACACGAGUAGCCAUUAAAACACUGAAGCCGGGCACCAUGUCUCCAGAAGCCUUCUUACAGGAGGCUCAGGUCAUGAAGAAACUACGACACGAGAAGCUGGUGCAGCUCUACGCUGUGGUAUCUGAAGAGCCCAUUUAUAUAGUCACUGAGUACAUGAGCCAAGGAAGUCUGCUAGACUUCUUAAAAGGAGACAUGGGGAAGAUGCUGCGGUUACCUCAGCUUGUAGACAUGGCCUCACAGAUUGCCUCUGGCAUGGCGUAUGUGGAGAGAAUGAAUUAUGUCCAUCGGGACCUCAGGGCUGCCAACAUCCUGGUGGGAGAGAAUCUGGUGUGUAAAGUGGCCGAUUUUGGGCUCGCCCGUCUCAUAGAGGACAACGAAUACACUGCGAGGCAAGGGGCUAAGUUUCCUAUAAAGUGGACUGCACCAGAAGCUGCUCUAUACGGCCGCUUUACCAUCAAAUCUGAUGUCUGGUCAUUUGGGGUUUUACUCACUGAGCUGGCCACUAAAGGCAGGGUGCCAUAUCCAGGCAUGGUGAACCGUGAGGUGCUAGAUCAGGUGGAGCGUGGCUACAGGAUGCCGUGCCCGGCAGAGUGCCCUGAAUCGCUGCAUGAGCUCAUGCUUACAUGUUGGAGAAAAGAACCCGAGGAGAGGCCCACUUUUGAAUAUCUGCAAGGCUUUCUGGAGGACUAUUUUACCUCCACUGAGCCACAGUACCAGCCAGGAGAAAACCUAUAAAGAAACUGCUGUAAAGCGAUUUCAUCUGGAAGCAGGGAAGAGGAUGAAGGCUUUCUGUCCUGUGCUCCUUAAAGAGAGCAUGAGUGCUAAAGUGACAUUUUACAUGAACAUUGAUUUUCUAUCUAGUGCUGAGGCUAGGUAAUCAAUAUUUAAAUUUUAAAGUCAUAGAUCAUUUUCAGGAACUGCAGCAGACUGGAUGAUGGAUAAGGCCGGAGAGAAUCAGGGACUGUGUUAAACUGCUCUCUUUAAAACAGACGACAGGUGCCAUGUGACCGUUCAUUUAUACAGAGAACUGAGACAACAGCAGCUUUCACCAGUUUACAUAAUUAAUGACUUAAGUACUGAAUAUUUAAAAUCAAGUCCUGAUAUAACAAACAUAAAAUAGCAUUAAGUUCACAGAAGAAGAAGGAUUCUGGAGAAUGGGCAAAAUCAGGAUUGAAAAUAUACUGCUGGUAAAGACAACAUAAGUGUUAGGUUACAGUUGACUUGUGUAAUUAAAAGGAAAAGGCAACCACGUCUUUGUUUUAACUCCAAUAUUUUUGACACGUUAUUUUUAUUAUAUAUUGUAUUUGCAGUUUUAAAUAGGUGACAAUGAUUUAAAGAAUAUGUCACAUUGAUUUAUUUCUAACAAGCAUGUAUUUGUUAUAUUUCAGUGUUGUGGUAACUUUUUUUUUUGCCUCAAAAUGGUUACCACAAAAAAAAAAUCCAACACAUUCACCUCGACUGUAAAAACAAGUCCAACUAAUAGAGAUGUUUUUACUUCUCAUUUACCAUAGCUGUUUUUGUAGGUCAGUUCAUUAGCUUCUUCUUGACUCUUGUCAAGUGUACUGGAGAUUUGUGACUCUUCCUCUUGAUGAUCCCAGUCUCAUGCUCCAAAAAGCUCCUUCAUCCUGUUCACUCCAUCCAGCAUGCCCUGUCACCAAAUCCUUUUAUUUCUCACGAAAUAUAAAACCAUCAGCAACUUGGGUAGGCCCUUUAAGACACUUGAUAGAAUUUUAUUUUAUAGCUCUCUUUUACAUGAGAAGAUGUCUUAAACUGUCACUGUCUUCCAAUCCACAUCCUAUUCAACUGCUUUAAUGUUUCCUAGAAGAGGAUGUCCUGUCUAAACUGGGAUCAAGGACAAAGACUAUCAAACAGCGAGCAUUUUUGAAUCACACUAACAAGAUCAUGUGGCAGAUGAACCAUUCAAUAAACCAAGCAAAUGAAGUGUUAGAGACUCCAAACUCCAAAAUAAAGCAGCUGCCUUUAAUACAGCCUUCUCAUUUUUUUCUGAUUUCUAUCCUUUAAUAUUAUGUUGUAAUUUUAUCCAAUGUUUUCUGCUAAGAUUUUAAUCUACUGACAAAGUCUCUUACAACUGUGUUUUGCUUACAAGUCUGUUUUGUACAAUUCUACUAUAUAUAAAAUGGUAUUUUUAAUUAUAUCAUUUAUCAGAUGUUUUUGUAGAUUAGUCUGAAUUGUAAGUCAGGAACAUCAGUCUCCUCAAAUGACCAAACGAUGUGGCUUUGGGCACCUGUAAAGUGUUCAGUGUUGGGAAAGGCCUGUAUAAAUGCUGGUUGGUAUUGUCUAGAGCCUGUAACAGUCUUAAUAAAAAAAAACAGGAUCGACUUACUCUUAAUCUUAUCUUAAAUUAUGCUAUGGCCUCAACAUUUUGCUAAUUUUUUAACAUUGCAUAUGAAUUUCAAAGGGCAAAAAUAUUAAUGCUUACAGUACAUAUGUUUUUCAAAGCCCAUCAGUAAGCUUGCAUUUGACUUGAAAUGUAUGAAUAACUGAAACAUGAAAUUCUAUACAUCACUGUAUUUCUGUUUAUAUGCUGUUUAUAUUAUUUCUUAUUAUAGCCAGCCUUCUUCCUAAAAUUUGCCUCUGAUCUAUUUUUUUUAGGAGUGUUAAACAGUUUUGUAAUAAUUGUGGAACAUGUUUAUACGAUGGUGAAUGGAUCUGUGAAUAGUAAUAGUAAGGGAGUUGGUAGUCACUCGUGCACUGUUUCCUAUCAUCUGUGAUUGGUUGCUUUUCUCACUUUUGAGUGCUUUCAUGACACUGGACAGUUUGUUGUAAAUACUUUCUGCUCAUGCUUAGUGUACAUAGUCAUAUUGUUCAGAUUCUUAUUUAAUUUGUCCCUUAUGGUUAUCUCAAAUCCCACACUUGGCAGUGGUUUUCAACUUCUACUUCAACUACAACUUCAGCAAUCUGCGUAAGAAAUCAGGUGUCUUAAAAUCCCGCACACGCAUUUACGUAUUUUAUUUAGGAAUAGAUCUGACAGGGUUAAUGUGUUAAUACAGUAUGUGCGGUUGGUUGAUGGUUAGUUAUUUGACUUUUAUUGAUAAUGAUUAUCACAGCCUUAUAUUUUCAAAUGUGUUCUUUUUAACCUUCUAUUUUUACAAUUAUAGCAAAGAAGAGCAAAGAUUGCAAAAAGGUUUUACAACAUGCUGUUGUCUUCCCAAAAGGCAUUGAUGUAAUUAGCCUAUGCAGUUCUUACUCCUGUCUUUUUCACAGUUUUUCCCCUUUGCUUACAGCUUAUUGUACAGUUUUGUCAUUUAAUGACCUGUUCCUUAUAAAGACUUUGUAAUGCGAGAUGUAUACUUCAACUGUCGAUACAUUGUUUUUUUUUUCUUUUUUCUAAGUGCAAUAAACAAAAUUUUUAAGUUUG
Messenger RNA from Tachysurus fulvidraco (yellow catfish), 4726 nucleotides. It is a transcript of the gene src, whose product is annotated as v-src avian sarcoma (Schmidt-Ruppin A-2) viral oncogene homolog. The record is from RefSeq and is a predicted model, not a curated record. Gene Ontology annotation, molecular function: non-membrane spanning protein tyrosine kinase activity; ATP binding; growth factor receptor binding. The transcript is spliced from 13 exons. Gene Ontology annotation, cellular component: extrinsic component of cytoplasmic side of plasma membrane. The coding region runs from base 433 to 2082 and encodes 549 amino acids. Lineage: Eukaryota; Metazoa; Chordata; Actinopteri; Siluriformes; Bagridae. Gene Ontology annotation, biological process: negative regulation of intrinsic apoptotic signaling pathway; cell differentiation; negative regulation of extrinsic apoptotic signaling pathway.